AUGGCCGUGUUGCCCCUCUCCAGCAUCGGCACAGUGGCCCAGCUGCGCGGACUCCAUCAGAGUGUGGUCACUGAGGGCCCGAGCAGUUUCCCCGUGCCCACCUGCUCUGCCCUUAGCACACAGUCGGCCGUGUCCAAGGCUGGAGCCGGAGCUGUGGUUCCCAAGCCUUCCCAUCUUCCCAGAAGCCGGGCAGAGUAUGUAGUCACCAAGCUGGAUGACCUCAUCAACUGGGCACGCCGGAGCUCCAUGUGGCCUAUGACCUUUGGCCUGGCGUGCUGUGCGGUGGAGAUGAUGCACAUGGCUGCACCACGCUAUGACAUGGACCGCUUUGGCGUGGUGUUCCGUGCCAGCCCACGCCAGGCUGAUGUGAUGAUUGUAGCUGGCACGCUUACCAACAAGAUGGCCCCCGCGCUCCGCAAGGUGUACGACCAGAUGCCCGAACCCCGAUACGUGGUGUCCAUGGGGAGCUGUGCCAACGGCGGCGGCUACUACCACUACUCCUACUCAGUCGUCCGUGGCUGCGACCGAAUUGUGCCGGUGGACAUCUAUGUGCCAGGCUGCCCGCCCACGGCCGAGGCUCUCCUCUACGGCAUCCUGCAGCUGCAGCGCAAGAUCAAGCGGGAGCAGAAGCUGAAGAUCUGGUACCGCAGGUAGAGCUGCCCACCUGCCGGCUGAGCGCCACAGCCCUGAAUCCUGUGUGAAUAAACCCACCCUGACCCAG
Messenger RNA from Acomys russatus (golden spiny mouse), 721 nucleotides. It is a transcript of the gene Ndufs7, whose product is annotated as NADH:ubiquinone oxidoreductase core subunit S7. The transcript has 7 exons. Gene Ontology annotation, molecular function: quinone binding; 4 iron, 4 sulfur cluster binding; NADH dehydrogenase (ubiquinone) activity. Gene Ontology annotation, biological process: aerobic respiration; electron transport coupled proton transport; mitochondrial respiratory chain complex I assembly. The coding region runs from base 1 to 654 and encodes 217 amino acids. The record is from RefSeq and is a predicted model, not a curated record. Lineage: Eukaryota; Metazoa; Chordata; Mammalia; Rodentia; Muridae.